Molecule: messenger RNA, 228 nt
Organism: Sphaeroforma arctica JP610
Lineage: Eukaryota; Ichthyosporea; Ichthyophonida
Exons: 2
Coding region: 1-228 (75 amino acids)
Source: RefSeq, a predicted model, not a curated record
AUGGGAACAUUGUCAGUCAUGAGCUCAAAAGGUAUGAGCGAAGGGGAGGAGAUGGAUAUGGAUACCUUGGAUGUCACCAGUGUUCAAGGUACAGAUAGUACCGAACACCCACAUAAACUGAAGACUGUCAAAUCUAUGAGUGAUGGCGUGGCAGAUGAUAUCAAGGCUGAUUGUAUUAAGCUGUCUUAUAUUCUUCUCGCACACCUACCUCAUACAACCGAGACGUGA